Molecule: messenger RNA, 1137 nt
Organism: Dipodomys ordii (Ord's kangaroo rat)
Lineage: Eukaryota; Metazoa; Chordata; Mammalia; Rodentia; Heteromyidae
Gene: Rmp24
Product: chromosome unknown open reading frame, human C18orf21
Exons: 5
Coding region: 50-697 (215 amino acids)
Source: RefSeq, a predicted model, not a curated record
CCCGCGGUCCCCAGGAGCCGACUUCCGGAACUCCGGUCGCUUAGCCGCGAUGAGGCAGAAGUACUACCUGGAGGCGGCGGCGUGGAAUCUACGCGAGAGCUGCCCGGGCCAGGCCCGCUACCUCCUCUGGGCCUACAGCUCUGCUCACGAUAAUAGCACCUUUGAAGGAACGUGUCCAUACUGUUUCCAGUUGUUGGUUCUGGAUAAUGCUCGAGUGCGCCUCAAACCCAAGGCCAAAUUGACACCCAAAAUACAGAAACUUCUUAAUCAACAAGCAAGAAAUUAUGCACUCAGUUUCAAAGAAGCAAAAAUUCUAAAGAAGUACAAGGAUUCCAAAAGUGUAUUGUUGAUUACUUGCAAAACAUGCAAUAGAACAGUUAAGCAUCCUGGUAAAAGUAGAAGCUUUCUGUCAGCAUUGAAGAGCGAUCCUACUACACCUGCCAGUAAAGUCAGCCUGAAGGGGCUAGAGAAAACUCCACAUUCUGCAAACCAAAAUCAUGGUGUAACUGGUUCUACAAGCAAAAGCCCAGCAUUGACUUUCAGAACACCUGUAUCUGGACAGUCAACACCCAUUUGCUCCACAAGGAAUAUGAACAAAAGAAAGAAACACUUCUCUCAACUGAAAAUGCUGCUUAGUCAAAGCGAAUCCCAAGAUAUUCCAAAGGCGGACUUCAGAAAUUUCUUAUCUUCUCUGUGAAGAGGAAACUUUGAAAAAAAGAAACAUCUAGUCUAAUUCCUGAAACUAAAGUUAGUAAACAACCUUUUGUACUUUUACUCUUUAGAUUUAUGGAAACUCAGUCCAAGGACAAACUUCCUGGCAGCCCUAAGUAUUUAUGGGGAGCAUGUAUCAUUUGAUUGAAGAACUAAAACCCCAGAGGUGGUUAUGAGGACCAAAAAAUAUAGCAAAGGAUAGGUGGAUGUUGAAUAUUAUUAUUUUCUUCUCCUUAUGUUUUUGCAGUUUCCAUUAUUGAUGUCAUUUUCUUCCAAAAGGAAAUUGAGACUUUACUGAAAAUGUCUUUUACCCCUGAAGGGUUCUUCCAUAUGUCAGUAAUUUUAUUGCUAAUUCAGAAAAGGGGCCAACUAUGUCCAUGCACAUAACUAUAGUAAAAUUUAUAUAAAUAAAACCUAUUUAUCCCA